Messenger RNA from Rhipicephalus microplus (southern cattle tick), 4978 nucleotides. RefSeq names its product RNA-binding protein Nova-1-like protein passilla (gene ps). NCBI's taxonomy places the organism in Eukaryota, Metazoa, Arthropoda, Arachnida, Ixodida, Ixodidae. Gene Ontology annotation, molecular function: RNA binding. The record is from RefSeq and is a predicted model, not a curated record.
UUUUCUUUAUCGCCGCUGAGAUGGCAAAUUAUCUGGGCCCCAUCAGCCGGCGAAACGCCGUCUUUCGCUCCUGAUAUUGCGGUUUUGGGGAAUCGGAAAGUGCCUUCGUUUUCCUACGCUAGUGACAGACGUACGAUCUGCUGGCCAGGCCCGAGAACGCCUCGCAUUUUAUUUUCCUCCGAAGCGAGGCGAAGGCUGUGCGGGGAGGGUGCCCGGUGAGCCGUUUGUCGCCUGCUCUUUUUGCGUAAUAUUUUUUUUUCUUCUCUCAGUCGCACACCUUAAUUAACGUCGGCGAUUUCUUUUUCGUCCAGUCGUAACCACUUUUUUUUUUUUUUUCGUAAGCCGCGACUUUCUCUUCCUCCAUGGCUUAGCGCCGGGCGACCUACGGUAUGUGGGACAGCGGACUUUUCACCCGGUGCCUGCUACAGCAAGGUCGACCAUUUUCGCGUCGUACGACUCUUCGUCCUGAAGGCAAGUUGUCCGUCGACGGCACUUCGUACGCUACAAAGUCCUCCGAGCACGUUUUUGCUACGCGAACCCAUAGCCCAUAAAAGCAGCAUCUCUGGGCGCACCCGUGUUUGGUUGUGUCGGGAAAAAAAUUCUUUCCGUCUUCUCCCCCAUACACCCCACAGCGCCGUGUUUUCGGUCUGUGUUUUUUCCCCCCUUUGCUUUACGGCAAGAGCCGGGGAGGGGUGCGCCCGAUCGGUGUUACCAGUAGCCGAGGAAUGUGUUUACCCCUCCUAUGCAACUGCAGUGUGCUACAGUGCGGCGUAAUAUCUCGUGGCCGAAGCAGACCCAUGCAUAUGGUGUGCGUGUUUCUCUGUAAAGGUAAAAGGGGGGGGGUGGGGGUGAAGAAGCCAGUGCGCCGGCUCAGACGAACCCUGCGCAGCGAAAUACGUCUAGGCCUAUCGCAUAGAGCAGAAGAAAUACUUCUGUAUUACUCCCGAUGUGCAGUGACAUCAACAAGCUGCCUUUUCCCACCCGGCGAGCAUGGUUUCUCGCCGCAGGGCGAAAGAAGCGAUGCCUAGUUCCGAGAUGGGAGUCUGGGUUCGGGAGAGUAGCGGAGGAAGAAAAAAAAUACAAGUGCAAUCCGGGUUUUCUCGAGCGCAUACCAGCGCUGGUGGUAGUAGUAGUCACAGCCGGCCUUUUUCUCUUUAGGGUCGGGAUCUGGCCGCCGUCUCUCCACGCCGUUUGCUUUCGAGUCGCGGAAUGCACUGCUCGUCCGACGUGGUGUCCUUGCCGUUGACCCGGCAGCAGUGUGGUAAUCGCAUUUAUCGUCCAAGCCGGCGGCCUAGCCCUUUAAAGCGUACCACAUUGCGUGUGCAGGGCCUGCGGAGACUCGCACAUCGCGGAAAACUUCAACCGAAAUGCUCGAUUUCCUCAUUCAUCCCAUGCAGCCCUUUUGACGGGCGCCACUAGACGCCAGGUGCGCUAUGCUCAGGCGAAAGAAACGCAGUUAAAGAGCGAAAGGAAGGAAGGGGGCACGCGCACACGUUUGAGAGGGAGAGUGGAAAAAGCCCGGAGGCCCCUCUUCUUCUUCUUCCCCCCCUCUUCCCGCAAAAGCUUUGCAAAUGGAGCAAUUACGAAGACGAGCGUCAGGCAAUGGGACAUUCCACUUCAAGAUUCUCGUACCCGCUGUGGCUGCCGGAGCCAUCAUCGGCAAAGGUGGCGAGACCAUUGCACUGCUCCAAAAGGAAGCGGGAGCCCGGGUGAAAAUGUCCAAGUCAAACGACUUCUACCCAGGAACCACCGAAAGGGUGUGCCUCAUCACUGGGAGUGUCGAGGGCGUUCUACGCAUCCACGAAUUUAUCAUGGAGAAAAUCAAGGAGAAGCCAGACCCCACAGCCAAGAUUGCCAUAGACUUUGACCACAAGCAGCCAGCUGAGAGGGAAAAGCAGGUGAAGAUCCUGGUGCCCAACAGCACAGCAGGCAUGAUCAUCGGCAAAGGGGGCAGCUACAUUAAGCAGAUCAAGGAGGAAAGUGGCGCCUACGUGCAGAUCUCCCAGAAGUCCAAGGACCACGCUCUCGCGGAGCGCUGCAUCACCGUCAUCGGCGAGAUGGACAAUAACAAGAAGGCAUGCCAGCUCAUCUUGGCCAAAAUCGUAGAGGACCCGCAAAGCGGCAGCUGCCUGCACGUCUCUUACGCCGAGGUGACUGGGCCCGUGGCCAAUUUCAACCCGACAGGAUCACCGUACGCUAACCCGUCAAGCGUGCACUCCACCGUGAACAACUCAUCGGCCAGCUACAGUUCGAGCGGAAGCCUCAACAGCCUAAGCCCAACGGCGAACUUCGGAGGAGCCGCGGGCUCAAUGGUGCCGGCGGCUUUUCCGGGCGCCAAUGUGGCCCAGCUGCUGGAGAACGUCAAGGCAGUGCUGAGGAGUAAUGGCUACACGGAGCAGGCGACAGCCGACAUCGCGACAGCCAUGGGCACACUGGCGACGUACGGCGUGCUGGGCUCCAGCCUCGGUGCGCUCCUGGCAGGCGCUAAUGGGGCCAUGAUAGGACAGGGCCCGCCGCAGCCGCCGCCGCCGCAACAAGUGUACCCGACCUCGCCGAUGGACGCCACGCCACCGGUGGUCGCCAGCAGCUCGGGAAUCUUUGGUCCCGUCGGCAGCGGCGGCUUCGGCUCGCCCCGCUCGGAGCGCUACCACAGCGACAUGGUGUUCGACCCGUUCAGGCGGAACUCGCCUGCGCUAGGGUCACCCGGCGCGGCGGCCAACAACGGCGCAGGCGGGGGCAUGCCCGUAAACAACAACUCGUUCGGGCUGGGCACAGCGCUGGUGCCAUCGCAAGGGGCCAUGUGCAAGUCGCCGCCGCCGCCCACGGCGGCCGAUAAGUGCUCGGACGCCGUCAAGCGAGACCUCGAGGUGGGGGAGAACAUUGUGGGGGCCAUCUUGGGACCGGGGGGGAAGUCACUGGUCGAGAUCCAGCGCUUCAGUGGCGCCGCCAUCCAGAUCUCCAAGAAGGGCACGUUUGCGCCAGGCACGCGCAACCGCAUCGUCAGCAUCACGGGCACGCCAAACGCAGUCUCGACGGCCCAGUAUCUGAUCGAGCAGCAGAUUGCCGAGGAGGAAGCCAAAAGGUCACAGCAGAAUGCGCUCGGGGUGCUUCGCUAGGGUGGUGGAAGGUGUUUUUCUUUCGGCUGACCCCCUCCCUCUUUCCCCCGCCCCUUUUCAGAGUGUCGCAAAAAAAAAAUGUGAUGUUACAGUAGUGGAAUAUUAUAACAUACGGAUAUACAUAAUGUAUAUACAUAUACCACACGCAUGUCUGGGUGUGUACAGGUGCAGAAGUGUGGGCCAUUUCCACGUCGUCGGACUCUUGGGGUGUGUGCGCACUUGUUUGCAUGCUCCCCUUUGCUGGGUUUCUUUUUCCUCUUCUCUCCUCGUUGUAGUGUGCCUUGGGGAAAGAAAAGGUCCUCUUCGACGGAUUGUCGCCUCCCCUCUCCCGAGAACAAGCUGUAGCACCUAUGCAAUGCGCACCUGCCCGUCUGCCGCCAAGCAACGAUGAGCGAGACUUCCCCCCUCACCCCAUUUUUCAUCCCUCUAUGGCGUUUCCCUCCCCCUUUUUAAAACGACCCCCCCCAUCGAUAGCACGCACCCCCCUGACUUUUUCGAGCUGCGGGGAGGGGGGCUAGUCGGUGCCUGCUCGGUCGGACUCUCGGGUGAGGCGGCCUGCUGAAGCUGUAUUUCCCGCGCUCAUGUUUCAUAGUUAUUUAUUUUGUAAAAGCCCUGCUCUUCCCAACUGCGUGUGUCUGCAUGUGUGUAUGUUGCAUAUGUUUUUGUGUGUGCAUGUCUUGCGCCUAUAUUUUGAGAAAGGGCCUCAUUUUCUUUUGCCAGUACUGGGGAGAGGGCCGCUGUUGAAAAUUUUUAUUUCUUCCUGUGCACUGCAGCUCGGGACAAAACUUGCUUUUCUUCUCGAGAGAAUGCUUCUUUUUUUUUCUGUGCAUUCUAGAGCCACCACCACACAACCAUCCCCCACCCUCUUCUAUUCUUUCUCCUCACUCAAUUUUUUUUCGCAACUUUUAAAAGAAAAGCCGCUGCUACAUUGUUGUCACCUGUUUGUUGGCCACAGUGUGUUUUCAUGUGGCACCCACACCUUUUCAUUUUUCUUGCGUGCGCAUCUUCGGUGAGAAAGGAACUGUUAAAAAAAGAUAUAUCCACAACACAAUGUCUGCGUGUGUGCGUGCGUCCGCAAGGAGAGAAGAAAAAUUUAUAGCGGCCGUGGGGCCGCCGCCGCGCUUAGGUGCAAGUGCUUCUUCUGUUAGACGCGCGAUAUUUUCGAAUUUUUGCCAUGUUACAUUUUUUUGUUUACUUGUUCCUAACACACAUAACAAGGGUUGCAUGGACAUUUUUUGCGAGCAUCUCUUUCACACAGUGUUUAUUUUUUCGUUUACGUCCAACUUCUCUCAUCCCCUCCCUUGAUUAUAAAGUUGUUUUUUGCACUCUUUGCUAGGAAUAUUCUAAUUGUGGCGAGUGAAAUGGGACACAGUUUAUUUUUUGUUUCCCUUGGGCCAGCUGCGUGUGUUGGGGAAGGGAAGUACUUAGGGCGCAGGGACUGUGAUUCUCUAGGUGCCCCCCCUUUUGAGCCUCUAGUCUCCAGCCGCAAAAUACGAGAAAAAAGUUUUAAAAAAGACAAAAAAAUAACAAUGUUGUUGCCCAUUGGGGGCACCGCUGUUGUCGAACCCUGGGAGCACACACCACACACAAGAAAGUGAGAACAAGGGGCGUGCCAGAGGCUUGGCCGCGAGGCCCACCACCACCACCAACCACUACUACCAACCACCACACCCUUUAUAUUUUUUUCUUUGUCUACAAAUGCGCGGGGUCAGGGAGAAAAAUGAAUUACACAAGCUGCUGCAAACCAUUAUUUUUUUUAUUGUUGUAAACUGUUGUAUCACUGCUAGAGACACUUAAUAAAAUGGAAUAAAGAAAAGGGAAAAACAUCCAUCUCUCUGCAGCAAAGCUGCCGAAAAAAAAAA